This is a messenger RNA of Rana temporaria (common frog), 3084 nucleotides long. It is a transcript of the gene MYMK, whose product is annotated as myomaker, myoblast fusion factor. Gene Ontology annotation, cellular component: plasma membrane. The record is from RefSeq and is a predicted model, not a curated record. Bases 16 to 681 code for a protein of 221 amino acids. The transcript is spliced from 5 exons. Lineage: Eukaryota; Metazoa; Chordata; Amphibia; Anura; Ranidae.
UAAUAUUUCAUCGCUAUGGGCUCUAUAUUGGCAAAGAUUCUCUUACCGACCAUCAGCAGCCUGGCACUGGUGCCCACCAUCAGCAUUGCAGCCAAGAGGCAGUUCCACAUGGAGGCUAUGGUAUAUUUUUUCACCAUGUUUUUCAUUGCGAUGUACCAUGUUUGUGAAGGCCCCGGCUUCUCCAUGAUCUGUUUCAUGAGAUACGAUCUGCUGGAAUAUUUCAGUAUCUAUGGCACAGCCUUGUCCAUGUGGGUGUCACUGAUAGCCUUGGCAGAGUUUGAUGAGCCUAAGAGGUCAACGCUGGUCAUGUUUGGCGUUCUUACCAUCGCAGUGACAAUAUAUCAAGAUCGCUUUGGAUAUGGUGUCUACUCAGGGCCUAUUGGCACAGCAGUGCUGGUAAUUACUGUCAAAUGGCUGAACAAAAUGAAGGAAACAAAAAGCCUCUACCCAGACAAGAGCGUGUACACACAGCAGAUAGGUCCCGGAUUCUGCUUUGGUGCUCUGGCAUUAAUGCUGCGUUUUUUCUUUGAGGAAUGGGAUUACACCUACGUGCACAGUUUCUACCACUGCUCUCUGGCCAUGUCCUUUGUGCUGCUUCUUCCCAAGAUCAACAAGAAAGCAGGAAAUGGAGGCACUCCCGCCAAGAUGGACUGUUCCACGCUGUGUUGUUGCGUCUGCUAGAACGUACAAUGCUUUGACCAAAUUAGACAAUUUUAGCUGCUGCGACUCAGGGGGAAGGCACCAAAAAUUUGGCACACAGCCAGGGGUUAUACUUAGCUGUAUUUUGCUGCCAGCCAAAGACCCUGUGUUUUCUUGUGUGUUGGAAGGGCUGGGACUGUACUUCUAGGCUGGGUACACAAGAACAAUGACUACCACAUUUAGUGCCAUCAGUGCUAGAUGGGCAGUUGAAGAAUGAGCUAGGUGCUUGGUUUCAGUGUUUGCUCUUUAAGGUCAGAAGAGACAAUUUUAUGUCAAUGGUGGGAAGAUUUUAAGUUAUUCUCUUUUGGCCUACUGUAGGUUUACGCGUUCCACUUAUAGUGAUUCUAAAGGCUCAAGGUUACUUACCUUAAUGCAGUCUAAGCAUUAGGGCAGGGGUAUGCAACCUUGAAGAGGUGGAGAUCUACCCAAACAACAUGGGAGAAGUCAAAGAUCACCGGGGCACAGUGUCGCCUCCUCACACCCGAUUUAAAUCUGUCAUACUACCAUGUCGCAAUCGCGUGCAUUGCAUGGGUUUAAAUCAGGUGAUUAGGAGGCAAUAUAUCACCACAGCAAGAAUUAAACCGCCUGUUGCUUUUGAUUGGUGCUACCGCCUGCCAAACACAACCCAUUCAAGUAAAUGGGGACACUCUGCAACAACUGCAUGCCUUCUGCGGGGUCCAAGGCGUUAAAGCAGGUGAUGAGAGCAAUACAAUGCUGCCAGCUUUAACCCCUUGUUUGCUGUACGGCACAAGGUUGCAGGGCAUCUGCAGAGUAUCCUCUUUCACUUGAAUGGAUCAUGCUUGGCAGUUGCUACACCCACCAACCAUGACUGAAUGUAUAACUUUUUUUUGUUUUACCACCCCCCAAACUGCAAAUGUAAAUGAACCCUUACUGUUCUGAGCCCCCUAUAAGGCUGCUUUCACACUGAUGUGCUGCAGUUUACCUGCACCGCGGGUGCGGCACAGUGCAUCUGAUACCUUCCUGGGUUAGCUGCUCUUUGCCAUAGAAUUCUAUUAUAUCCUGCAAAUGUGGUGCACUUUGUGAAAGCACAACAAAACUCCUGCAUUCAUAAAGUGCGCUAAACCUGCAGGAUAUAUAUGAAGUCUAUGGCCAAGCACAGUAAACUCACAGAAAAACUGCAGGAAAAUUGCCCUGCAACUGCAGUGUGGGUAAUCUGCAGCACAUCAGUGUGAAAGCAGCCCUAUACUAUUAUGCCUGGUGUAUUUCCUCACACUGACCUGAAGAUCUCUUCUUUCCUGCUGCUUGCACCACUCUGAAGACCGCUAGCCAGAAUAAGAAGUGGAGUGCAGUUGGUAUAACUCCACACGGGACAGGAGUCAGCACUACAGAGGAGGCAUCGGCUUAUGUGGCUUUUGCUUCCUACUACAACUCCAAUUUACAGAUAGUCCUUCUGCAUUGCACUCUGUUUGAUGCUCUGAGAUAGUGGAUCAGCAAGCCCAGACCACGAUCUAUCAGUCACCUGACCGUUAUCUACUGGUAGAUUGUGAUCUACUGGAUGCUGACCCCCGCAGUAGGGUAAAAAACCUUCUGUAUGCAGCUCCCUCUCCAGCGCCCCCCAUACUUACCUGAGCCACAUCUUAAUCCAGCGAUGUACACGAGGGCAGCAGUUGUCUGGGGUCUCUCUCUUCUCACUGGUUCACACAGCAGCAGGAGCUAUUGGCUCCUGCUGCUGUCCAUCACAGCCAGUGAGCCAAUGAGGAGAGAGCAGGGGGUGGAAGCCAUGUGUGCUCUGUGUGUGAAUGGACACACAUAGUGGGGCUCAGGAGCGAGCCUGCUCGAGUGGCAACAGGCUUGCUAUCGGAAGCGUUUAGCAGAGGGGAGGAGACAGGACCACAGGCGGGGGACUAAAAAGAAGAGUAUCGGGGCUGCUCUGUGUAAAACCAUUGUAAGUAUAACAUGUUUCCUUUAGAAUCACUUUAAAGUAGAUCUAAAGGCAAAACGUUUUUCAUUUUUAAUAGAGAAAGGGAGGGUGAUAGCCCCUGUCAAUUUUUUUUCUUUUUUACCAUCCGUGUCCUAUUGAGGAAGACUUCCCUUUACUUCUUCUCUCAAAAAAUAAAGCCUUUAGUUAUACAUUGACCCAAAGCAAUAAAGGAAAAAUGGCUUGGGCCGAAAUUCUGCUUUAAAUUUACUGAAUGCGGCUUAGCAUCUGAUUAGGAAGACCUGAGACACAAAAGCAAAGAUUUAUAGAUGGUAGCCUAUUUUGUAUAAAUAAUUUAUUAUAAAUAGUCUUGUAACUAAUGAUGUCUGUACACUUUAGUUUUGUAUUUUGUUUUUUUCUUACAUUGUGAUGUGUGAAAUUCUGUGCGCUACUUUAAUAUUUUUUUAACAAGAAUUUAAUAAAAAACACUUUUUGUUGCACUGUUA